AAUCGAAUUCAUCAAUUGCCAAGCUCAAGCCCGCAAAAUCUAGCGUUGUCGUUGAAUUUCUCGAACCUAGACGAAAGCUCGUCCAGGUGGAACCCGGCAGCCUGCCGACACAUUUCCCCCCACUGCACAACGUCAUCAGCUGGCGCGUCAGGAUCAAGCGCCACCGUGAACCCUAACCCAAAAUCCACGCGGCGGCCAACAGUUCCCGGGAAUUUAUCAGAAACUACCAUGGCCAUAGAGAAUUUCGUGGAAAUUCAAAUUCCGCAUCAGAAACACUACCAUGGAAGUUUUUUCCCAUUAGUUUUAUCGCCGUCUUCGGCUUCUUUCAGCAUUUCGUCCUUCACUCGAGCUAUAAAGGCUCAGAAACCAGUGAUCGAUUCCCUGAUUCUCAAGUCCGGAGCAGUACUCUUCAGAGGUUUUCCGGUAGAAGCGGCAUCCGACUUCAACGACGUCGUCGAGGCAUUUGGUUACGAGGAGUUUCCGUACGUCGGAGGUGCAGCUCCUCGAACUAAGGUCGUUGGUCGGGUUUUCACGGCCAACGAGUCACCGCCAGAUCAGAAGAUCCCUUUUCAUCACGAAUUGGCCCAGGUGCCGGAAUUCCCCGCCAAGCUGUUUUUCUAUUGUGAAGUAGAGGCUAGUAGUGGAGGAGAAACACCCAUUGUCCUCAGUCAUGUUGUUUAUGAGAGAGUGAGAGAGAAAUAUCCAGAGUUUGUUGAGAGGUUGGAGGAACAGGGCCUCAUUUAUACCCGCGUGUUGGGAGAAGGUGAUGAUCCAUCAUCUCCAAUUGGCCGUGGUUGGAAAUCUACAUUCUUGACGGACGAUAAGGGCAUCGCUGAAGAAAGGGCAGCUAAGUUGGGUAUGAAGUUGGAGUGGUUAAAAGAUGGAGUGAAAACAGUUAUGGGCCCAAUACCAGCCAUCAAGUAUGAUGAAGUACGGCAGCGUAAGAUUUGGUUUAACAGCAUGGUUGCAGCUUACACUGGCUGGGAAGACGCGAGAAAUGAUCCUGUAAAGGCAGUAACGUUUGGGGAUGGUACUCCGUUGCCAGCCGACAUCAUCUAUGGCUGCUUGAGAAUUCUGGAAGAGGAGUCUGUUGCCAUUCCUUGGCAGAAGGGUGAUAUUCUGCUGAUAGACAAUUGGGCUGUCCUUCACUCUCGUAGGCCAUUCCUCCCUCCUCGCCGUAUACUAGCUUCACUUUGCAGGUAAAUACAUCAGUCUUGAAACUUAGGGAAAGUCAUGUAGGUAGGACCAACACUAUGGCAAUUCUGAAGCAGAUGAUUGAUUUAUUGACAUCAAGUGAAAUCAAAUUAAUGUUGUUCUUCAGCUGUCUAUUUAUUGAAGGUGCUUAUGAUCUCUCGUUCUCUCCAAAUCCCUUCUCUCUCAUGUAAAGUAAAGAAUGUAAUCAAUGGAACUGUGUAGUGUUAAUAAUGUAAUUGCCUUUGGCUUUCUUCAGUUAAUUGUGUAGUGUUGUCAAUGUGAGGGGAUUUAUCUACA
Benincasa hispida (wax gourd) is the source of this 1491-nucleotide messenger RNA. RefSeq names its product 2-oxoglutarate (2OG) and Fe(II)-dependent oxygenase superfamily protein. Gene Ontology annotation, molecular function: oxidoreductase activity. NCBI's taxonomy places the organism in Eukaryota, Viridiplantae, Streptophyta, Magnoliopsida, Cucurbitales, Cucurbitaceae. The record is from RefSeq and is a predicted model, not a curated record.